Molecule: messenger RNA, 3093 nt
Organism: Brassica napus (rape)
Lineage: Eukaryota; Viridiplantae; Streptophyta; Magnoliopsida; Brassicales; Brassicaceae
Product: helicase-like transcription factor CHR28
Exons: 11
Coding region: 329-2758 (809 amino acids)
Molecular function (GO): ATP-dependent chromatin remodeler activity; ATP binding
Source: RefSeq, a predicted model, not a curated record
AUGACCACAUUAUUAGAAUAAAUUUGGUUAUCUAAUGUACGGUUUAGUAAUCAUCACAAUUGGUUAUUGCCGGUUCAGGCUAAAAUGGUUAAAACGUUGUCAACGACUAGAGUCAAAGGUAAAAGCUUCAAAGUAGAAGCAUUCUCCGUCUGCGUUUCCCGCGUACGAUUCAUCGUCUUCAACAAAUUCGAGAAUAAGCUUUGAUCUCACAAUCAUCUUCGAGACGGAGGUUUUACCUCACGAAGCUCUUGAGACUCUCUGUGUGUUGAACCUUCUUGAUCUCUUUCGUCAUCGUCUUUACCUGUAUUGAAAUUCCAUAAAGAGAUAGAUGGCUGAGAUCUGGAGCUUCAGCGACAAUGAGUAUCUCUUGUCAGUUUGCAAGGUAGAUGAUCGCGUUCGCUCAGUUCAUAUCCUAGAUGCAAGCAGACACUUGGGAAAGUCUAUAAUAGCCUGCAGAGAACAGUUGAGGAGACUCCAACGCACAGAUUGGACUGAAGAAGAAGACAAAGAGCUGUUGAAGCUCUGUGAUGACCACACUGAUCUAAUCUUCAUAGCAUGUCAGAUAGGAAGAACAGUAGACUCAUGUUCUGCCAGGCUGAACCAUCUGGUGAAAGGUUGGAAGACUAAAGAAGUCUACACCUUCUUUGGCGAGAUGAGAGUCAAGAUAGCAAUCAUAUGUCCUCCUCAAAACUCUGCUUUUCUCCACCAAGGGACAGUCCUCGAUCACAUCAGAGAAAGUACACAAGUUGGCAUUGGUUACAAUCAGUUUGGCCACCUUUACUAUCACAUCGUUAGGAUCUCAACUACCGAGCUUUUUAAAGAGACUCGCACUCAACGAGCCAUGGAACUUUUGCUACCCCACUGCAAGGUCGUGAAUAAAGGGGUCCAUUCAGUGAGUUUCCAUCUAAAGAAGUCAAGAGAUGCGAUUCUACGUGACCAAAAAUUCAAGGAUCUUAAACUGCAAGUAUCUGUAUCAGACUGGAACGAAGAUCUACACAUUCAGAUCUCUGGAGAGGAAGCUGCUUUCAACCAGACCUUUUGGUCUGUGUUUGCCAUGCUGAAGAGCUGGUUCUUCAGAGGUUUAGAAUCUCUCAUUGUCUCACCUGCUGGUAUCCUAGAGAACCCUCAAAAUGCCCACACAUCUGUGAAAAAGAAUGUGAAGAAAGCAGCAACUCCUAAAGAUAACUCUUCAGAACCAAUUGAAGAGUUUAACCUCUUUCUCCAAGCAGCAAUGGAUUACCAGCCUAAAUCUGAAACAGAACCUCCCAAAGGUUCACUCUCCAUCAACCUCCUAAAGCAUCAGAGAGUUGCAUUAGCGUGGAUGAUACAGAAAGAGAGGACAUGCUUUGGAGGGAUAUUAGCUGAUGACCAAGGUCUUGGUAAGACUGUAUCCAUUCUUGCUCUCAUGAUGACAGAAAGGAAGAAUGGUGUCUGUGAUCAAUCAAAAGGAAGAAGAGCAGCUGGAACUCUUAUCAUAUGUCCAAGUAGUCUGAUGAGGCAGUGGGCUGAAGAACUCCUCAACAAGAUCUCUCCUGAAGCCAAACUUUCUGUUCUGAUUUUCCAUGGGUCUAAUAGAUGUCAAGAUGCGGAGACGCUAUCAAAAUAUGAUGUUGUAAUAACAUCAUAUGGCACCAAUGUGAAAUCUGCUUGUGUGUUUGCUAGUCUUGCCUGGUAUAGAGUUGUGUUGGAUGAAGCGCAGAUCAUCAAGAAUCAUAAAAGUAACAUCGCCUCUGCAUGCUUUCAGCUUCACGCCAAGUGUAGAUGGUGCCUAUCUGGAACUCCCAUCCAGAAUUCUAUCGAUGACCUCUACAGCUUCUUUAGGUUCAUCAAGUGUCAACCCUAUUCUAGUUACUCAGUCUUCUGUGACAAAAUUAUGAAAGUGCUCUCGACGAACCCAACGGAAGGGUACGAGAUACUUCAGGCGUUGUUGAAAACAACACUCCUCAGAAGAACCAAAGGUACGAUAAUGGAUGGAGAACCAAUCCUCUCUUUACCUCCCAAGUCUACUGAGUUGAGAAAAGUGGAGUUGAGUAAAGAAGAAGUUGAUUUCUACAAGGCCUUAGAGAAGGAGACACGGGGAUUCUAUAAGGAAAAAGAAUCAGCUGGGAUGGUGAACAAAGAUUUUAAAGAAGUUUUGGCCAGGCUGAUGCGUCUUCGUCAAGCUUGCAAUCAUCCUCUUCUCGUAUCCUCCAGUCUCCCAAGUACAUCCUCCUCAGCUCAAAUUGCAAAGAAACUUCCAUUCGGUUCCUCCAAGCUGAAGGCUACACUAGAGAUACUAUCAGAGAGCUUGAUUCAGAAAGGAGUUAAGGCUCUGGUUUUUACACAGUGGACAAAGAUGCUAGACCUUCUUGAAGAUAGUCUCAAAGAAUCAUCCUUUCAGUACCGAAGAUUCGAUGGGAAAAUGUCCAUGGAAGCAAGACAUAAGUCUAUUGAAGAGUUUAAGAAUCUCCCGGAGGUUAAUGUGAUGAUCAUGUCUUUGAAGGCGGCUUGUGUCGGGUUAAACCUUGUGGCUGCUUCACUGGUACUUAUCAUGGACCCAUGGUGGAACCCGACCACUGAGGAUCAAGCGAUUGAUCGGGUUCAUCGUAUCGGUCAGACAAGACCCGUUAGAGUGGUGCGUCUCUUGGUAAGCAAUUCCGUAGAAGAUCGUUUGCUAAAGCUUCAGGAAAAGAAGAAAAAAAUGGUAGCAUGUGCCUUUGGAAAAUGUGACCAGAGAUUCUCUCUUGAGGACUGGGAGCAUCUCCUAGUAGUUGAUUAGGUAGCUACAGUCUCGUUGCUCUUCCAGAUAUGUCUUUUAGUUCAAACAUAUUCUUCCCCACUCACUAUCCAGCGAUCCAACAUUAUGCGUUCUGGAAGACUUGUCCUCUGCAUGUCCAAAACAUGUUGUUGCAUUCUGCUUCUCGCUCUAAUAGCCCCUUUCAAAUUUCCACCUAUAGCUUUAAAAGAAGAAAAGGCACAGAAACUGACAUCAAAGACAAUGUAUGUUCAAGACUGCUUUGUUUCAUGCAAUAAAGAAGAAAAAAAACGGUUAGAUGUGAUCAAGACAAUGUAUGUUCAUUCAGUUUCACUCACAGUCAACGUAUAUGUUCUUUA